AUGUUUAGUGAGAUGGCAAUAGAAGAAUAUUGUGGAGAAGAAUUGGAGUUGUUUCUGCAAUUAUGGAAUGACGAAUUGGUUUCAUCUAAUACUGAACUCAAAGAAAUUGGGAUCCAUGUGAUAGUAGGGAAGUCAGAUUCAUGUGAUAACCAACAAAUAUCAUCUUCUGUGGACGUUGAAGAGGAGUAUGAGAUUGAUAGCCAAGAGUCUGAGUGGGAAUGGGAUCAUGACAUUGCGAAGCUGCAAGGAACAACAUCUUCUGGUGAUGUUGAAGAGAGGGAUGAGAUUGACAGCCAAAGUGAAACUGAGAGAGUGAUGCUUAAACUAUAUCAUCGUCUUCAUCAUCCCAUUUUGGGUUCAAUUGCAUCCUCUACUAUGGAGCAGUGGAUAACUUAUUUACUAAUGUCCCGAGCGCGAUAUUUCACCCUCAUCUUCUUUCAUCCUUUUAGGCACCAUACGAAAUCAUUCCUGGACCCUCGUCCAUAA
Molecule: messenger RNA, 486 nt
Organism: Dovyalis caffra
Lineage: Eukaryota; Viridiplantae; Streptophyta; Magnoliopsida; Malpighiales; Salicaceae
Source: the annotation of a GenBank genome assembly